Funneliformis mosseae is the source of this 909-nucleotide messenger RNA. The record is from the annotation of a GenBank genome assembly. NCBI's taxonomy places the organism in Eukaryota, Fungi, Glomeromycota, Glomeromycetes, Glomerales, Glomeraceae.
AUGUCGGACAAUGUUGCCCAUGCUAUUAGCGGUGCCGGUGGUGGUAUCAUAUCUAUGAUUUUGACUUAUCCAUUGAUUACAGUUAGUUCUCGUCUCCAGGUGCAAAAAGACACAAAAGAAAGCGAUGCAUAUAAAGGAGGAUGGGAUGCUGUCGUCAAGAUUUUUAAUAAUGAAGGCAUUAGUGGGUUAUACUCAGGGUUAAAUUCUGCCAUAUUCGGGAUUGCAGUGACAAAUGGAAUUUACUAUUAUUUUUAUGAGACUACAAAGAAAAUGUUUGAAAAAGGCAACCGUCCAAUGUCGGUCGUGGAAUCCAUAAUGGCUGGAACAAUAGCCGGUUCAGCUACAGUCUUGGUCACAAAUCCAAUUUGGGUGGUGAAUACUCGAAUGACGACACGCAAAGUAUCUUUGGAUGAAGAUGAGAGCGAAAAAACAAAACCAAAAAAGUUGGGAACCAUCGCGACGAUCUUGAAAAUUAUCAACGAAGAUGGGUUUAAAUCCUUCUGGCAAGGUAUCAUCCCUGCCCUCAUUUUGGUGAUUAAUCCAAUUAUCCAAUACACCGUAUUUGAACAAAUAAAAUCUCGAAUAGAAAAAAUGAAAAAGUUGGGAAAUUUGGACUUUUUCCUAUUGGGUGCCAUUAGUAAACUUGUCGCUACCGGUUCUACUUAUCCUUACAUCGUUAUUAAAUCACGCAUGCAGUUGCGUCAAUCUUCACAAGAAAGUGCACGUUACAAGAGUACAUGGGAUGGGCUUCAAAAGAUUAUUGCAAAUGAAGGUUAUGGGGGUCUUUACAAGGGGAUCACAUCAAAAUUACUUCAAUCUGUUUUAACGGCUGCAUUUUUGUUUAUGUACAAGGAGGUUUUGUUCAAGUACACCGUUGCAUUUUUGGCAUUACGGAAACGCGUUAUCUGA